Achroia grisella is the source of this 773-nucleotide messenger RNA. Its product is annotated as endocuticle structural glycoprotein ABD-5-like. Gene Ontology annotation, cellular component: chitin-based extracellular matrix. Gene Ontology annotation, molecular function: structural constituent of chitin-based larval cuticle. The record is from RefSeq and is a predicted model, not a curated record. The transcript has 3 exons. Bases 125 to 448 code for a protein of 107 amino acids. Lineage: Eukaryota; Metazoa; Arthropoda; Insecta; Lepidoptera; Pyralidae.
CGUUCGGCCGGCGGGCGUGUACACCGACUACUCUUUAUAUAUAAAGAGAUCUUACGAAACCGUUAGCACAUUCGGACUACAGCCUGUCCAGGAAGUUGCCUGUUCCUAUUGUCACCGACUCAAGAUGCUGCUCUCAUUGGUUUUUGGGGUCGCUGUGUUGUUGAAAAUGAUUGCUGCUAACCCAUACAUUGAUAAUCAACCCCAACCACAAGUGGUACGAUCACAGAUUAACACAGCAAAUUUGCCAAAUUCCUAUGACUUUUACUAUGACGCCAGCGACGGGUCUUCACGUACGGAACGCGGAGCCAUUUUAAACUCCGGUACAAAUGACGCCGCCCUGGACGUUCAAGGAGCUGUCCGUUGGUACGACAAAAAAGGACAGCUAUAUGAAAUGACUUACAAAGCUGGUAAAAGAGGUUACAGAACUAUCAUAAAGAAAGUGUCGUGAAGUCCGAAAAUUGCAUCAAAUAUCAUUUACCUAAUCACUUCGUGAAUCUCUAAAAGACUUUAUAGUAUUAGAUUUAUAUUUAUUAUUACUACUCACAGUAGAGUUUUCUAACUUUUUAACGAGACAUGAAAUGUAUUAAUUUCGAUAGAAUAAAAUAAUCAGAAUUUUAGAAAAAUAUGGAAAACAAAACUUUCGCCCGUUUUGCGGCGCUGCGCAUGCAUGACAUUCGCUCUGAAAUAAAGUUUGUGUAUUUACUUUAUUUUAUCUCUCAAUACCAGCUUCAUGAAAGCAGUAUUUUGUAUUAGUUUUUAAUAGAACAAAAACA